GGAAGGAGGUAUCAGAACUGGUGAUUCAUGUGCGUAUGUGCAGCGCUCUGAUGAGACCGGCCGCCAUCUUUACUCCAUCAACAGCACAUCGCUGCCGGUGGGGCGGAACACCACUCAUCGACCCAGUUGAUUUCUAGGAACCGCCGACAGACCUGGCGCUCCGCCGUGUGUUUUUCUCUCUCCCCCCCCACUGAAGAAUCGCCGCGUUUCGACCCCGUUUCGCCUCCUCCAGCUGCCGCACCUCGACACACGAUGGGAGAGCGAGAGGACCUCGUUUACCAGGCGAAGCUGGCCGAGCAGGCAGAGCGAUAUGACGAGAUGGUGGUGUCUAUGAAGAACGUGGCGGGCAUGGACGUGGAGCUCACGGUGGAGGAGAGGAACCUCCUGUCGGUGGCCUACAAGAACGUGAUCGGCGCCCGGAGAGCCUCCUGGAGGAUAAUCAGCAGUAUCGAACAGAGGGAAGAGAGCAAGGGCGGGGAGGAGAAGCUGAAGAUGAUCCGGGAAUACAGGCAAACGGUUGAGAAGGAGCUGAAGUCAAUCUGUGGUGAUAUUCUGGAUGCACUGGACAGACACCUACUCCCCUCUGCUGUCAUGGGAGAGUCUAAAGUCUUCUACAACAAAAUGAAGGGGGACUACCACAGGUACCUGGCAGAGUUUGCCACUGGCAACCACAGAAAGGAGGCGGCAGAGAACAGCCUGGUGGCCUACAAAACGGCCACCGACCUCGCCAUGUUGGAGCUCCCGCCCACGCACCCCAUCCGCCUCGGCCUCGCCCUCAACUUCUCCGUCUUCUACUACGAGAUCUUAAACUCUCCCGACCGCGCCUGCAGGUUGGCGAAGGCCGCGUUUGACGACGCCAUCGCAGAACUGGACACACUGAAUGAAGACAGCUACAAGGACUCCACACUUAUCAUGCAGUUGUUACGUGACAACCUGACAUUAUGGACUUCAGAUAUGCAGGGAGAAGGUGAAGAACAAAACAAAGAGGCACUGCAAGACGUUGAGGACGAGGCCCAGUGAGACGAUGCCACCAACAGCCAACAACUUGAGCCCCUCCCCCUCCCACCUGCAGCCCUCCCCUCACCAUCCCCUUCUCCCCCCUCCCCUUCCCUUUUUCCUUUCUUCCACCACUGCAGCUCGGUGACCCCAGCAGGGCCCACGGAGCCAACAAGUUUUAUUUUUCUCUUCUUUUUUAUUUUUAUAUUAGCCCUUACAUCAUUCAAGUCAAUAGCACUUAAUUGAGACAGGAAACACGAUGUUAGAAAGUCAAAGAUGAAGAGCGUCCCUGGGUUGUUUUGGUGUUUUUAUGUCCUGGUACAAGCGGUUCUGAAACCUUAUCUUCGUUUUCAUUAUUGUAUUUUUUUUGUUCGUUUUUUUUUUUUUCAAUAUUUGUAUCGGUUGCUGGAUGUAUUGAGAAUUUUUUCUUAAUGUAAUUACAGAAAUUAACUUUUAUGGGAGCUAUUUUUUUUUUUAGUGCUCGUAUUUUUUUUGUGAAUUGUCAUGCGGAUCAUUUUAUCUUUUUUUUUGUUGUUGUCGUUUGUUGUCGUUGUUGUCGUUGGGCAGUUUGGAAAACUACAAGUGCCCCUUUUUUUUUUUUUUUUUUUUUUUAACUUAGGAUUUCAGAGGAAGUUUGGCAAAAAUUCGCGAUAUCCACGUUGGAGCAAAAGGAGCUUAACUUUUACACCGUAGUGAUUCUGUUGUCAUGUUUUUGUAGUUGUACUUUGUGCUGAAAUACUGUAACCGUGCACACAUGCUGAAUCUCCCGAGGUCGACUUAUCGCUAGUUGGUGGUUUUAAUUAAACAAACUAAAAAAAAAGUUCACUCAAGUCUCGAUUCGGCCCCUAAAAUACAAAAAGGAUCGUCAGUGCUCGCAUAAGUUAACACAUUCUCCCCCCCUACUUUCUUCCUUUAAAAAAUAACAAAAACAAAAAAAAACCUCCCCUUGAGUUCAGAGGUUUCUUUCUUUUUUUGCGGUUUCAUUUUCGUUUCUCCUUAUUUUUUUGCUUCAUUAUGUGUAACGUGGAGCUGAUUUGUACUACUGGAUAUCUGACUGGAGCCACAGACAGGGAAUCUGUAUUGUUCUUACUGAAACACAGCAUGGAAUUAACAUUAAACAAUCUAAAUUAAACGUUA
Cyclopterus lumpus (lumpfish) is the source of this 2133-nucleotide messenger RNA. It is a transcript of the gene ywhae1, whose product is annotated as tyrosine 3-monooxygenase/tryptophan 5-monooxygenase activation protein, epsilon polypeptide 1. The record is from RefSeq and is a predicted model, not a curated record. The coding region runs from base 253 to 1020 and encodes 255 amino acids. Gene Ontology annotation, biological process: signal transduction. The transcript is spliced from 6 exons. Gene Ontology annotation, cellular component: cytoplasm. Lineage: Eukaryota; Metazoa; Chordata; Actinopteri; Perciformes; Cyclopteridae.